AUGAGCACAACUGAGUCGACCACAGACUACUCCAGUGGUGACAGUGACCACAAUCUGGUCAGAUGUCCAUCAGAGUUGAGAAGAAUGGGUCUCAAAGCCAAAGACAUUCUUCCGCUUAUAGAGCAGAGGAUAGCUGUUCUGUCGGGUGGACGCGACCUAAGAGGCGGUCCAAUACUGCUGUUCCCCUCCAAAACACGUCCAGAAAAGCUGACCGCCGAAGACUUGAGACCAUUGCUCGCAUACUUAGCCAGUAUUCCGAGUGAAGAGUCGAAAAGCAAAGAGUUUUGCAUUAUAAUCGACAUGAGAGGCAAUACAUGGGUUGCCAUUAAACCGAUACUUAAAGCACUGGACGAAUACUUUAACCCCAGAAUCCAUUCAACACUUAUCAUAAAACCGGACAACUUUUGGCAAAAACAGCGCACAAGUCUCGGGUCAUCCAAAUACAAGUUUGAGACAAUUAUGAUAUCAUUGGAAUCGAUAUCGAAAUUUGUUGAUUUGUCUCAAUUAACGAAUGACAUUGAAUGUGGGACUUAUCCAUACGAUCACAAACAGUGGAUUGAUUUGAGACUUAGUUUAGAGUCAUUUAUGGACAAAGCGUCGGAUGCGCUACAAGUGAUGAAUGCACUGAAAGUGGAUCUUAUGAAACAAGAGUUCGCGACCGACACCACAACCGCCAAGAAGAUGAUCGAAGACCACAAUAACACUAAACAAAAGAUCAAUGAAAGUCCAGUGGAAGAGUUGGACGCCGAGGGACAACAAUUGUUACGUAAAUUGAGUUUCUCUCCCAGCGGUUCAGUGAACAGUGAUUCCGGUUAUUGUAGUCGCGAUUCAACGCAUAAUAAUCCCGAUAUUCAGACAACAGUUCCUAAGAUAAUGAGAAUAAUAGAAGAGAUUCACGUAAAUAAACAGCAAUUAUUGCAGUUAUGGCACUUGAAACGAGUCAAAUACGACCAGUGCUUACAAUUAAGACUUUACGAAAGCGACGCUCAAAAGAUGUUUGAGUGGAUCCGCAAUAAUAGAGACUUAUUUAUGUCGACAGCGAUUGUGAUCGGAAGGAAUUGCGAGGAAUGCAAACAAUUACAGGACGAACACAACAGGUUUAGUGUCGCCUCAAUGAAUGUUUACGUCAAUAUCAAUAAAUUACAACAAGUGGCCACUCGUAUGGCAGAAGCGGGUCAUUACGCCUCUCAGCAAAUACAACAAUUGGCCGCACGUUUGGACAGAACGUGGAAAGAGUUUGCGUCCAAUUUGGACGACAGGACAGCUGUGUUGACGCUAUCGUUCAAUUUCUAUCACUGCUCGCAAUACUACCUAAAUCUGGUGCCGACGUGGAAGAAGGCGUGCGAUUCUUCUACUCUAGUCAUUCCCAACGAUGUGACAGAAUUAGAGGCAUUGGUUCACUCACACCAAUCGCUGUACGACGAGGUCUGUCAGGCGUACAACGAGUGCCACACUAACAGCAAAAAGCUUUUGUACCAAUUGGACCGUUUGGUUCAGAUGUGCCACACAUUCAAACACUCGGACGCUAACCAUUCCGAUCACUACAGAACCGGAAUGCCUUCGAUAAGUGCUAUGAGUCGAUCGGAUCCCGUCUCUGACUAUCAAGAGGGCGCUAAACACGUGGUGGCAGUGAUUCACGAAAUACUAGCCCAUCACCGGUCUAUUGAAUCCGUUUGGCAUUUGAAGAAAAUUAAAUUACAUCAAAGACUCGCUUUGGCUCUGUUUCAGGACGACGUGCGACAAGUGCUCGAAUGGCUCGACACUCACGGCGAGGGCUUUCUCGUCAAGAGUCCCGGCGUUGGACGCAAUCUCACUAAAGCCAGAGCUUUGCAAAAGAGUCACAACCACUUCGAAAGUGUGGCGCAAAACACUUAUACAAACGCCGAGAAAUUGUUGGCCGCGGCCGACGAGUUGGCCCGCACUGGAGAGUGCAAUGCGGACGAGAUAUGCGGAGUUGCGACACAACUCGAGAGACAUAUCUCUAACUUCGCGGCCAGAGUUGAAGUGAGACGUAAUCUCCUAAAUGUUGGCGUUUUGUUCUUCACACACGAUAAAGAGCUCUUUUCGUGGUUUAAUGAAUUGCGACAACAGUUCAAAGCGGACACUAUUGAAGCGCCAGAAUCUUAUGAAUUGACUGAAAGUGCCAUAAAUCAGUUGAUCCAUCAAAGAGAUUCCAUGAUAGAGGCGGCCAACACCACCAUCAAUGAGGGACAGACAACCGCCGAACAGUUGAAGAAGGAUAGCGCCAAUCGUAGCGCUGAUUCUUGUGACUCGAAUCACGCCUUAAACGCUUCAAUCACUGCCAUUGAAUCGUCAAUAGAGAAGAUUAAGUCAAUAAUACCAGAGUUGGAAGAGUUAUGGAAAAGUCGAAAGUUUCGACUCGAUCUGUGUCUUAAGUUAAGGGCCUUUGAAAGGGAGGCACUCACUGUCUCCACACAAACCGACGCAUUGGCCGAAGAAAUACAACGUUUGCAACAAAAACAGAUGAGUGUCAGUGAUGUGAGUGCUGUGGAAAAGUCGUUACAAUUACACAAUGAUAAACAACAGCGAUUGCAACAACUCAUCUAUCAGGUCCUUCAGUGCGGACAGGAGUUGUGUCAGUUGUUGGAAACGUGUGGUGUAUUACUUAUGGCUGAUUCCGAACAGACGGCCACCGCUAGGAUUCAAAUGAUACUCGAGUUUCUUCACGAGAGAGAAAUGGAUUUGGAAGACCUCUCAGAGCUGAGGCGGACACGACUCGAGCAAAUGGUCCAAUUGUGUCACUUCCAGACCGAUGCCAAUCAAGUGCUCACAUGGAUGAGGAACGGAGAGUCCAUGCUUUCGGCAUCAUUUCAGAUCCCAAACACUCUAUCGCAAGCAGAGGACCUACAGGUCCAACACGAGCAGUUCCAGUUGGCCAUCGAGACCGAUGCCAAUCAAGUGCUCACAUGGAUGAGGAACGGAGAGUCCAUGCUUUCGGCAUCAUUUCAGAUCCCAAACACUCUAUCGCAAGCCGAGGACCUACAGGUCCAACACGAGCAGUUCCAGUUGGCCAUCGAGAAAACCCAUUCGAGUGCUCUUCAGUUACAACAAAAGGCCGAAUCCUUAGUACAGGGAAAUCACUUCAAUCCAGAGAUGGUUAGAAACAUUGCCACAGAAGUGUCCACUCGAUGGCAGCAACUGAUGAGUCACGCAGAAGACCGGCACAAACUAGUGAUGGCUUCACUCAAUUUUUUUAAGACCGCGGAUCAGGUCUACUCUGUGUUGGAUAGUCUUCAGCGAGAAUAUCAACGAAACGAAGACUUUUGCGGCGCUUCUCAUCUGAAUGCUGACAAUUCGAACCCAAUUCCCAUACCAUCUAAAGAGGAUAUCGAAGCCAUUCUCAUACAACACAUAUGCAAACAUCAGGAACAGAAGGAGGCGUUCCUCAAAGCGUGUACACUCGCGCGCAGAAAUGCCGAAACCUUUCUUAAAUAUGCCGCCCGUUGUAUACAGUAUUACUCGACUCGCACCGGGAGUAACACAUAUCGUACCGCCGAGAAUGACGUGAAGAAUAUAAUGGAUAAGCUAUUAAAACAGGAGAACGAAGUCCUCGAAUACUGGACACAGAAGAAGAAACGAUUGGAUCACUGCCAGCAAUAUAUACUUGUGGAACACAGCGCUAAACAGGCCCUCAAAUGGAUUAAUGAGACCGGAAUGAAAUAUAUCUCAACCAAAAAAUUAGCCCUUUCUGACAAAAGUAACGAUGACACAUUUCUCAGGGAAUUAGAAAAAUACGAAUCAAUGCCCGAAGACAUUGGUCACUGUUUUGUGACGUGGGCUUCGAGUUUUGACAUAUAUGUAGAGUACUGUCAAAACAAACCCGAAUCCAACACAUUAUUAGUUCAAUAUUCGGGCCAUUUUUUCGAAGAAGUACAACGAAAACACUGUGUUCUGCACCCAAUCGCCGCAUACCUUAUAAAACCCGUGCAAAGGAUAACUAAAUAUCAGUUACUUUUGAAAGAUUUGCUUUCGUGUUGUGGCGAAGGUCUUCAGGGAGAGAUCAAAGACGGCUUAGAAGUGAUGGUUAGUGUUCCUAAGAAAGCGAACGAUGCGAUGCACUUAAGUAUGUUAGAGGGCUGUGAUAUAUCACUCGACCAAUUGGGAGAAGUCAUACUUCAAGACUCUUUCCAAGUGUUUGAUUCAAAAUCAUUGAUCAGAAAGAGUCGCGAACGAAGGGUUUUCCUCUUUGAGAUGUAUUUGGUUUUCGGCAAAGAAUUGAAAGACUCGAACGGAAAGGGAAAAUAUAUAUUUAAACUUAAGUUAAUGACAUCUGAGAUCGGAAUCACUGAACACAUCGAAGGCGAUGAACUCAAGUUUGCCAUUUGGACGGGAAGGUUGGCUCAGUUGGCCGACAAUAAGAUUACAUUCAAAACAUCGAAUCUCGAGACCAAACAAAUAUGGGUUAAGAGAGUUCGGCAAUUAAUUCAGGAAACGUACUUCUGUUCUGCACUCUCGACACUCAAUUUGUCCAAAAUAUCUCAAAAUAAACUCAACGCUAAACUAACGCAUGCACACAGCAAUAGAUCGUCGCGUGAUUUUGACGAUUGUUUUACGGAUGACGUGAACGCUGACCAUCACGACAGGACAUCACUCGCAUCCUAUAGUUCCAGCACAACCACUGACAGCGAAAAAGGUGGAGGGGACGUGACGUGGGUUAUUGAGGACUUCAACGCCGACAAGAAUGCUUCACUUUUGCCGCAGACAACGAUUGGCUCUUUCAUAUCAGUUCGCGGCGGACAACAGGUCGAAGUGAUUGACUAUAAUUUGCAUUCUUUGCCCGAAUUCUGUUUGGUUCGAGUGAUCGGUACUCAAGACUCCAACAAUUGUGUUGCCAUCGAAGGCAUUGUUCCUCUUUAUUGUCUUCGAUUCCCGUCGCGUUCGGUCGCCUUCUCAUCAAAGUCUGCUUCAAUGGAAACCGACGGCAUUGUUCCUCUUUAUUGUCUUCGAUUCCCGUCGCGUUCGGUCGCCUUCUCAUCAAAGUCUGCUUCAAUGGAAACCGACGACGUGACGACCACUUGCAACGAAUCGAGUCCUUCAUUCAGUACUGAAAGCAGUAGUUCUACCAAAAGGAAGGGAACGUUCAAGAAAUGGCUCACAAAUCCCGUCAGAAAACUAAGUUCGGGAAAAUGUUCUGCUGUUCAGGCCUUCAUAUCUGCCAUUCCAGGCACAGCCAUAAUGUUAACGAAACUCUUGAUAUCUCUAGACUUAAAGAUAAAUAAUACCAAAGAAGAGUCCAAUAGUAAAACAGUGUCGAAGACCGAAGAGUCCGUCGGUUUUAACAAAUCGAGUUCUGCAUCUCUACCGACAACGCCAUCACUGGUUCCGCAGACAUCUAAAUCACUUGAUCUGAACGGAUGUGUAGUCAAUGUAACCGAAGAAGACGGAGAUGUGACUGAUGUUGAACUGCCGCCGCCCAUGAAAAUACAGGAACACACAUAUCCUGCAGUCUCUUCAUUGUCUGCUAACUCGGCUAAUGUUGACAUCACUGAAAACGACACAAGCGAUGAUCUCUCGAAAGAAGACAUAAAUAACGGAUUAAUUGAACGAAUCGAAGAAAAUGAGGGCACAAACGAUGAAACGAAUGACGAAACCGAUAAUUCAUUGACCGGAGAAUCUGAAAGAGAAAAAGCAUUAAUUAAGCGGAGAUUUAUUUUACAAGAAUUGGUUGACACGGAAAGGGAUUAUGUCUUCAACUUAGGUCUUGUUGUCGAUGGAUAUCUGGAACUAAUGCGAAAUGAGACCGAAAUUGCAGUUCCGGACGAUCUUAAGAAUGGAAAGGAUAAGAUUAUAUUCGGCAAUAUAGAGGCCAUAUAUGAAUGGCAUAGAGACUCGUUUUUGGCAGAAAUUGAUAAGUGUUUGGAAGAACCCGAAAGACUGGGUCUCCUCUUUAGACGAUGCGAGCGAAGGCUCAAUAUGUAUGUCGUCUACUGUCAGAAUAAACCCAAAUCAGAACACAUUGUUUCCGAACAUUUGGAUACAUUUUUUGAGGAAAUCCGUCAGAAGUUGGGACAUAAGCUCCAAUUGCCUGAUCUUCUUAUAAAACCGGUUCAAAGGAUAAUGAAAUAUCAGUUAUUGUUGAGAGAUAUGUUGAAGACUACUGAAAAGGCUGGACUCACCAAAGAAGCAGAGGAUCUGAAGAAAGCGGUUCAUAUCAUGCAUGUCGUGCCCAAAGCCGCUAACGAUAUGAUGUGCGUCGGAAGGCUUCAGCACUUCGACGGCAAAAUAACAGCUCAGGGAAAGCUAUUACAACAGGGUUUGCUUUUUGUGGGCGAUUUGGGGUCCGGUGGCAGCACUGGAAGCAAUACUAACUCUAAUAUUGGCUCAACUAAACUGAAAGAGAGACAAGUCUUCCUUUUUGAACAAAUAAUUAUAUUCAGCGAAACUGUUGGACAAAAGGGACAGUUUUCUAAUCCCGUGUAUUUAUAUAAAGCGCAUCUUAUGGUCAACAAAAUGUGUCUCAUCGACAAAGUGGACGAUUCGGAUCCAACAAAGUUCUUGCUUAAGUCCAAAGACCCAAAUAUGUCUGAAAUUGCAUUCCUAUGUCAGGGUUCCAGUAAAGAAGUGGCAGAUGUAUGGGUGGCAAACAUUAGGGCCAUUCUUGAUACUCAACUCGACUUUCUUAGGGCUCUUCAGUCGCCUAUUGCUUACCAAAAAGAGCUAACAAAAGAAGUUUCUGCACCAGAAUUGGGUUCUCUAUGGAAUCCCUCGUUGAGGAAAACACUGUCACAUCCGGCGGCAGUCCAUCGCGAGAAGAAUCUGAAAUCAACGGCAAAAGAGCAGCCGUUGGGCUCAACCAAUACAUCCAAAUCGAUGCGUCAGUCAAAUAAAAGCAAGAAUAAGACAUUUUUGGCCGUUAAUAAUGAGUGCGAAAGUGUUGUCAUUGAAAACAUUAGUGAAAGUGACUCAAAGACAUGUAACACAUCUCCCGAUUCAUCAACAAAUCGCAAGUAUUCGUGUCCUUCAUCUGAGAAACCGCCGACUCAUUCGCAUAAACACCAGUCGAGUCCAUCAAAAUCGAAACGAACUUUUUUAGAGGGAUUUAAGAAUCCGUUGCGACAGAAGAAGACGGAAAUGAGUGUUAUUGUGAGCAGUGAGUCGUCAACCGUCAGCUCUAAUCUACUUUCUAGUCAUAGUCUCGACUCUUCAACCGGUGCUCAAACCCGAACCAAACUCGAAGCGCAGACCAAAGAUAGUUCAGUGAUCAGGAGGUGGUCUGAAUCGGCCACUCCUCCCGUCGCUAUCUCUCCACAAACCAUUAGUAAUACAAUUAGUUUGCAAUCAAAUAAUAAAACCGAUAAUAAUAUUACUCCUAAUAAUAAUAACGAUAAUAAUAGCUCCGAUGUAUCAAAACAUUUAAAACAAUAGCUAUUUUAAUGUUCACUUCAUUUAUUACAUAUAUAUAGACAACAAAAGUUAUAGUUAUUUCAUAUUUUUAAUGAUCUCUACAACGGACUCAUUAUAUUGUUCUCCA
Molecule: messenger RNA, 7492 nt
Organism: Medioppia subpectinata
Lineage: Eukaryota; Metazoa; Arthropoda; Arachnida; Sarcoptiformes; Oppiidae
Source: the annotation of a GenBank genome assembly